AUGGCUGAUCUGAAACCACCGUUCACACAAGAAACCGCAAACAGAAAAGUCAAGUUUGCCCAAGAUCUCUGGAAUACAAAGGAUCACAACGUAGUAUACAAAGGUUACACCGAGGAUUGCAUCUGGCGUAACCGAGACCAUUUUUUCAUCGGACACGACAAGAUCAAAGAGUUUCUCCAAAACAAGUGGCAAAAGGAACACGAUUAUCGCCUACGAAAAGAGUUAUUUGCGUUCACUGAUAAUAGGAUUGCCGUGCAGUUCUGGUACGAGUUUCAUGAUGAUCAAGGCCAGUGGUGGCGAUGCUAUGGCCUCGAGGACUGGACAUUCAAUGAGCAAGGAAAAAUGCGAAAGCGCCAGAUGAGUGGGAACAAUGUCAAGAUUUCCGAGGAGGAAAGAUGGUUUAAGGAUAACGUGGAUGUGAAUACGGUUGACAUAUCAGAGAAACAUUGGUGGUAA
Messenger RNA from Zychaea mexicana, 456 nucleotides. Its product is annotated as DUF1348-domain-containing protein. The transcript has 2 exons. The record is from RefSeq and is a predicted model, not a curated record. Bases 1 to 456 code for a protein of 151 amino acids. NCBI's taxonomy places the organism in Eukaryota, Fungi, Mucoromycota, Mucoromycetes, Mucorales, Lichtheimiaceae.